AUGGCGACGGGGGAGGCGCAGGUGGAGGCUCGGGAGGAGCCUGUUGCUACAGUGGAAGGCGACGAAGGGGAGAAGAAGAUGGAAGACCUGCCAACGUCACACUCCAUGGCCUUCCAAAUUUGGCCGCCAUCGCAGCGCACACGAGAUGCAGUGAUCAAACGCUUGGUGGAGACGUUGUCCUCGACCUCCAUUCUUUCGAAGCGCUACGGCACCGUCCCUCUCGAGGAAGCGUCUGCACUUGCCCGCCAGAUCGAGGGGGAGGCCUUCUCAGCUGCCGCCUCGGCCGCCCCUCCUGCUUCCGCGUACGCGGACGGGAUCGCUGCUGCUACCGAAGAAGGGGGGAUUGAAACGCUCCAGCUAUACUCCAAAGAGAUCAGCAAGCGGAUGCUCGACGCAGUGAAGGCUAGGGUGCCCCCUUCCUCCGCUUCCUCUGUCGAUACCCAGCCAGAUCCCAGCGCCGUUGCGCCUGCUGUCACUGAGGAAGCGUCAUCCCACGAGUCUGAAUCCUCCUAA
Spirodela intermedia is the source of this 513-nucleotide messenger RNA. The record is from the annotation of a GenBank genome assembly. NCBI's taxonomy places the organism in Eukaryota, Viridiplantae, Streptophyta, Magnoliopsida, Alismatales, Araceae.